Messenger RNA from Drosophila ficusphila, 2731 nucleotides. It is a transcript of the gene Mtpalpha, whose product is annotated as trifunctional enzyme subunit alpha, mitochondrial. The record is from RefSeq and is a predicted model, not a curated record. Gene Ontology annotation, cellular component: mitochondrion; mitochondrial fatty acid beta-oxidation multienzyme complex. Gene Ontology annotation, molecular function: long-chain (3S)-3-hydroxyacyl-CoA dehydrogenase (NAD+) activity; enoyl-CoA hydratase activity; NAD+ binding. Gene Ontology annotation, biological process: fatty acid beta-oxidation. NCBI's taxonomy places the organism in Eukaryota, Metazoa, Arthropoda, Insecta, Diptera, Drosophilidae. The coding region runs from base 164 to 2518 and encodes 784 amino acids. The transcript is spliced from 5 exons.
CCAUCACUAAUGUGCAACAAGUCAAAUUGCCGCAUCGUUUUUUUUAGCCAAGCAAAUCGCGAGCACAUAACUAACGGGGCAGGAGCAAAGUUCGUUAAACCACUCAGUAGAUAAUUAAGUAUAAAGUGAUUAGACCGAUAAGAGUUUUAAACUUGAACGAGCAAUGUCGGCGACGAGAUUUCUGAGUGCCGUUGGCCAAAUUUCGAGACAGCAAUUGCUGCAGAAUAGGUGCACGAAAGCCCUGCCCAUUUCGAUGAAUCUUGUCCAGAAUCGGCGACUAAUGUCCACCAAUCCUGCUCCGGCGUUGGCCAACAAGCACCUGCACACCAAGGUGGUGAAUGGAGUGCUGGUCAUCAAAAUAGACUCCCCCAAUGCCAAAGUUAACUCUCUGGGUUCCGAGGUGAGCGAUGAAUUCGAGCGGGUGAUCAAGGACCUGGAAACGAAUCCUGCCGUGAGUUCAGCUGUGCUGAUCUCGGGAAAACCAGGAUGCUUCGUGGCCGGAGCCGAUAUUGGAAUGCUGGAGAAGUGCGAGACGGCGGAGGAGGCCACCCUGAUCUCCCACGGCGCCCAGUUGAUGUUCGACCGGAUGGAGCGCAGCAAGAAGCCCAUCGUGGCCGCCAUCAGCGGUGUUUGCCUCGGCGGAGGAUUGGAACUGGCUCUGGCCUGCCACUACCGCAUUGCCACCAAGGACAGCAAGACCAAGCUGGGUCUGCCGGAGGUCAUGUUGGGUCUCCUGCCCGGCGGCGGUGGCACUGUCCGCCUGCCCAAGCUCACCUCCGUUCCCACUGCUCUCGAUCUGGAGCUGACCGGCAAGCAGGUGCGUGCCGAUCGCGCCAAGCGUCUGGGCAUUGUCGAUCUGCUGGUGGAACCCCUCGGUCCUGGACUUCAGCCCGCCGAACAGAACACCAUUGAGUACCUGGAGAAGACCGCCGUCCAAGUGGCAAACGAUCUGGCCAGCGGAAAACUUCGCGUUAAUCGCGAAAAGAGCGGUCUGGUCAACAAGAUCCAGUCCUUUGUUAUGGACACCGACUUCGUUAAGAACAAGAUCUUCGAAACUGCCAAGAAGCAAGUACUGAAGGCCUCCAACGGUCUCUAUCCUGCUCCCCUCAAGAUCCUCGAUGUGGUCCGUGCUGGCGUGGAUAAGGGAAGCGAGGCUGGUUACGAGGCGGAGCGCAAGGGCUUCGGCGAACUGUCGGCAACUCCCGAGUCCAAGGGAUUGAUUGCCCUCUUCCGUGGACAAACUGAGUGCAAGAAGAACCGUUUCGGCAAGCCAGCGCGUCCAGUUAAGACUGUUGGUGUUCUGGGAGCUGGUCUCAUGGGUGCCGGCAUCGUUCAGGUAUCCGUGGACAAGGGCUACCAGGUGGUGAUGAAGGAUGCCACCGAUGCCGGUCUGGCUCGUGGUAUUGGCCAGGUCCAGAAGGGUCUGGAGACAGCCGUGAAGCGCAAGCGAAUCACUGGACUUGAACGCGACCAGACUCUUGCCAACCUGCGACCCACUCUGGAUUACAAUGACUUCAAGAACGCCGACAUCAUCAUCGAAGCUGUGUUUGAGGACAUUAAGGUCAAGCACAACGUGAUCAAGGAGCUGGAAGCCGUUGUUCCCGAGCACUGUGUUAUUGCCACCAACACCAGCGCCAUUCCCAUUAGCAAGAUUGCAGCGGGAAGUUCGCGCCCCGAGAAGGUUGUUGGCAUGCACUACUUCUCGCCCGUGGAUAAGAUGCAGCUGCUGGAGAUCAUCACCCACCCAGGCACCUCCAAGGACACCGUUGCCCAGGCCGUGGCCGUGGGUCUCAAGCAAGGCAAGGUCGUCAUCACCGUGGGCGAUGGACCCGGCUUCUACACCACCCGCAUCCUCGCCGGCAUGUUGUCGGAGGCUAUAAGACUGCUGCAGGAGGGCGUGGACCCCAAGGAUCUGGACCAGUACACUAAGAAGUUCGGUUUCCCCGUGGGCGCUGCAACUCUUGCCGAUGAGGUUGGCAUUGAUGUGGGUUCCCACAUUGCCGCUGAUCUGGCCAAGGCUUUCGGCGAGCGAUUGAGCGGAGGCAACCUGGAAGUGAUGAACGACCUCGUGCUAGCUGGAUUCCUUGGACGCAAAUCCGGAAAGGGAAUCUUCUUGUACGAUGGACAGAAGCGAGGCACUCGUCCGGUGAACAACGAUGCUCUGGAGAUUGUCAAGCAGAAGUACGCUCUGGUUUCCAAGGGAGCCAACACGCCCGAGGAUCUGACUCUGCGAAUGGUGUCGCGCUUCGUCAACGAGGCUGUGAUCUGUUUGGAGGAGAAGAUUUUGGACAGUCCGCUGGAGGGCGAUGUGGGCGCCGUUUUUGGUCUGGGCUUCCCGCCAUUCUCCGGCGGACCCUUCCGCUGGGUGGAUCAGUACGGAGCAGGCAAGCUGGUCACCAAGAUGCAGUCCUAUGCUGAGCUGUACGGAGUUGCAUUCAAGCCCGCCCAGACCUUGCUGGACAUGGCCAAGGAUCCGGCGAAGAAGUUCUACCCCAAGACUGGCUCUUCGAAGUUGUAGAUCCGAUUUAAUCCGAUCCCCAGCUCCCCGAUGAUGCCGCCAACGAAAAUUAGCUUUUAGUGCGAAGAUAGGGAGCAGUCCCUGUGCAUUUCUCUUAGAGAGGAGUCCUUUGCGGUGCACCCGCUGCCUAGAAAGUGGGGCGAGCCCAUGCGAAAAACCCUCUGUUCAAGUUGUCGAGUUUAUAAAUUAAAGUUUACCGUGUAAUUUUCCAUA